Messenger RNA from Volvox carteri f. nagariensis, 651 nucleotides. RefSeq lists its product as uncharacterized. NCBI's taxonomy places the organism in Eukaryota, Viridiplantae, Chlorophyta, Chlorophyceae, Chlamydomonadales, Volvocaceae. Bases 1 to 651 code for a protein of 216 amino acids. The transcript is spliced from 5 exons. The record is from RefSeq and is a predicted model, not a curated record.
AUGGACUGCGUGUACGACAGCGCCAGCCAAGAGUUUAUGCUCUCGACCCUGGAUAACGGAUGGGCCUUGCGGCCCAAGUACGACACGAGCCUCUGCCUGGACGUCCAAUGGUCUGGCGCAGCCGACGGCACUCCGAUUCAAGUUUGGGAAUGCAACAGAACUCCUGCGCAGAAGUUCCUGAUACCGGCCUUCCGGCCAGUCUUUCAGAAGGUGUUACAUUAUGAGCCAUGGCCAAUCAGUGGGAAUGUGUGCAUCGAUUCGCAAAGCGGGAGUCUGCUUCACGGGGCUGGCUGCAGCAGCAGCUCCCCAAGCCAACAAUUUAUAUUUGCACGAGAGGGAAUUGAUGGCACCUACCGCAUUCUUAGUGGCCAGGACUGGAGUCAAUGCUGGACAAUUCCCGUGGUCCCCUCCUUGCCGGACUGGGACCCCGAGCCGUUGGCAUACCCGGUCACUUUAACGCCUUGUAGCUUCGACAUUUUCAGUCAGGGGUUCAUCAUUCACGAGGAAGUUCCUCGUUUUGGAGCCUGGAUUCUGGAGGCGAGAGGGGCCCGCGGCAAAUGCGCGGAUGUUGUCCAGGGAACAGUCGUCAUCACUCCUUGCGACUACAGCGUAACGCAGCAUUUCAAUUUGCCAGGCUUUUCACUGUCCUAA